Messenger RNA from Cicer arietinum (chickpea), 884 nucleotides. Its product is annotated as auxin-induced protein IAA6. Gene Ontology annotation, cellular component: nucleus. The record is from RefSeq and is a predicted model, not a curated record. NCBI's taxonomy places the organism in Eukaryota, Viridiplantae, Streptophyta, Magnoliopsida, Fabales, Fabaceae. Gene Ontology annotation, biological process: regulation of DNA-templated transcription.
GUCCUUUUCCAUUCAUGUUUAAUGUUAUAUAUAUACCAUAGCUAAACCCUUAUUUUCUUCCAUGUUUAAAAAAAUAUUGAUCCUUCAUAAAAUAUAUUCCAAAUUAAAAUGGCAAGAGAAGGUCUUGGAUUUGAAAUAACCGAGCUAAGGUUGGGUUUGCCGGGCGGCGAGCCGCCAAGCGUAGUGAAGAAUGAGAAGAAGAGGAUGUUUUCCGAAAUCAACGGUGAAGGAGAUGAAAAUGAAUGUUCGGGUGAUCGGAAAAUCGAUAAGAAGAAUCAAGUAGUAGGGUGGCCUCCGGUGUGUUCGUAUCGAAAGAAGAAUACUAUGAAUGAAGGUUCAAAAAUGUACAUGAAGGUUAGUAUGGAUGGAGCUCCUUUCUUGCGUAAGAUUGAUCUUGGUAUGCAUAAGGGAUACUUGGAGUUAGCUUUGGCUUUAGAGAAGCUCUUUGAUUGUUGUGGAAUUGAGGCAUUGAAGGAUGGGGACAAUUGUGAACACGUUCCAAUUUAUGAAGACAAAGAUGGUGACUGGAUGCUGGUUGGAGAUGUCCCUUGGGAGAUGUUUGUUGAGUCAUGCAAGAGGCUGAGGAUUAUGAAGAGAUCAGAUGCUAAGGGCUUUGGUCUUCAACAAAAAAGGAUUCAUGUAGAAGCCAUGGCUAAGUGAAAUAUGUGUUAUAGGCUUUUAAUCAAUUAUUGUCAAUGCAAGUUCGAUGAAACAUCAAUUUGAGUUUAUGUUGUUCUUUUAUUAUAUUUGAGGAACCAUUCCUUUAUACUAUAGUUUGAUAUAUGAAUGAAACUAGGCUUCCAACAUUCUGUUUAAGUUGAUAUAUAUAUGAGUGCGAUGUAACCUAUUUAAUCAAAUGGGAAAUUUCAUCGUUUUAGAUUUAA